Symbiodinium natans is the source of this 1263-nucleotide messenger RNA. NCBI's taxonomy places the organism in Eukaryota, Dinophyceae, Suessiales, Symbiodiniaceae. The record is from the annotation of a GenBank genome assembly.
AUGACAGGGUCACGGCCCGUCCAUGACAUCAGCGGGUAUGUCUGUGGCUUUCCAUGUCAACCUUUCAGCAAGCAAAAUUCAAGCAAGAAGGCUGGGUGGAAGCACCCGGCCGCAGCUUUGGUGAAGCAUGUGGUCAGGGUCACUAUGGAGCAGCGGCCAGUGUGGAGUGUCUAUGAGAACGUGAUGAACAUCCUUUCACACCGCGCUCGCCUGUUUUCUAUCUUCCGCGCCGGGGGUCUCCUGGACCUGUACACAAUGUUCUGUGUGCCAGUUUGCCCCCACCGCUCACUGGGUCUGCAGUGCACCAGGCCCAGGUUGUUCUUCAUCCUCGUGCGCAAGGAUGUGCAGGUGGCUGACAGACCCCUGAUGUCAGCUUUGGUUCACACCUUGGUAAGCAGUGUGAGACCAGGGUCGGUCCAGAAGCCUCGCGCGGGCCCCCGUCUGAGAUUCAAGGGUCUCGAGAGCAAGGGGGGCUGGAAGACUCUGCAUGAGCGUGUUCGGGACCAUCUGCAGCUCACAAGGUCACGUGGAAACCUUGCUUGCGACAACCUCACAGAGCGUGAACUAGAUCUCUUGAACAUGGUCGUUGAGGCUGCAAAGAUGCAGGGUCAGGGCGAGCUGUUUGUCGACGUGUCCCAGAGCAUCCACAGAGCCCCCGCGCUGUGGGACGUUUUGCCGACCCUCACGACCAGCAGCAAGGUGGUCAGGGUCAGCGGCAACGGCAAGGAGUGCCGACUGUUGUCUGCCACAGACAAGCUGGGUCACAUGGGUGUGAACCCAGACAGCCUCGUCAUCGAUGAGUCCGUGCAGAGCCGCCUGUGUCGCCUGGCUGGAAAUGCGAUGCACGUGGACGCUGUCGCCUUGGCCAUGGCACUGGCUAUGGCCCUGGUCGAUUGGCGGAAGGCCAACAUCGUCCAGGGUCAGCCGUCAGGAUCAGACUGUGUGGCAGGGGUGCCGGCAGGGUCAACGAAGUUUGUCCUGCCGCCGCAGGUGCUGAGCUGGAAGCUGCUGGAAACGGAGAGUGGGCUGCGCAAGCUCCAAGGAAAGUAUGUGAAGCGAGCCCGAGUCAAGGACAGGGCCAGAACAUUGUUGCAGAAGCCUGCUCUGCCAAAGAAGCAGCCGCGGGCCAAAAGAGCCUCCAAUGCCAAGGUCAAAGGAGCUCACUCAGCUAAGCCACCGUUGCCCAAAAAGAGGCGCGGAGAUCCCCAGCCGAAGCUUGUGGAGACAAGUGCGGCCAGCCGUUUGAAGCAGUUGUUUGCAUAG